AUGGGUGUAACACCAACGCCAGAGGUUGUCGAAAAGAUGUCGACUUCUCCCGACGACGUACCCGAUGAGAUACCUUCCCAGGAGGGCGAGGUCGCCCAUGCUAGUAACGGCAAUGUCAUCGAUGAAGGCCUCCAGCGCGGGCUUAAGAAUCGUCACUUACAAAUGAUAGCCUUCGGCGGCGUAGUAGGCGCCAGCAUAUGGUACGGAACCGGGUCCGCAAUCGCCUACUCCGGGCCCGUCGGUGCAUUAAUAUGUUUCCUCAUCAUCGGCAUCGACGUAUUCUUCGUAAUGCAGAGCUUAGGCGAGAUGUCCACUCUCUUCCCCGUGCAAGGCGCAUUCAUCGAACUAGCCGGUAGAUUCGUGGACCCGGCGUUAUCAUUUUCGUUAGGCGUGAAUUAUUGGUAUCUCUGGGUUACCAAUAUCGCGAAUGAUUAUAAUAAUAUUUCGUUGAUUAUGGGACUUUGGACGAAUGCGGUGCCGGCGUAUGCUUGGAUACUUAUUUUUUGGGCCGGCUUUCAGUGUACGUCGCUUCUGGGGGUCGUGGUUUAUGGCGAGAUGGAGUUUUGGCUUGCGUGUUGGAAGUUGGUGUGUGUGGUUGGCGGGUUCCUUGUUGCGAUACUGGUUAAUACGGGGGCGGUGGGUGGCGAGUAUAUCGGGUUCCGGUAUUGGCGCGAUCCGGGCGCUGUCGCGAAUGGGAUUAAUGGGUUUGGAAAGACUUUCGUUCUGGCUGCUGUGUAUUACAGCGGCACCGAAAUGCUUGCCUUGACUGCGGCCGAGAGCCGGAAUCCAAAGAAGGACUUGCCUAAGGCGAUUCGUCAGACGUUUUGGCGUAUUCUGAUUAUCUUCCUGGGUUUGGUAUUCUUCGCAGGGAUUAUUGUGCCGUAUAACGAACCGGGACUCCUGACGGCGACUAGCAAGUCUGCGCAAUCGCCUUGGACGGUGGCGCUUGUUAAUGCUGGGUGGGCUGGUGGUGGGAAUUUAGUUAAUGUUGUUAUGAUCACAGCGCAGCUAUCCUCAGUCAACAGCGCAAUAUACGUCGCUUCGCGCAGCUUGGUGGCGCUUGCUGUUAAGAGGCGCGCGCCAGCGUUUUUUGCGAAGACUACCUCAAACGGUGUACCUGUCAACGCCGUUGUUUUUUCAAAUACGCUUGGCCUUCUGGCUUUGCUUAAUAUCGCUUCUACUCCCGGGAAGGUGUUUUCGUAUCUGAUUAGCAUCGCUGGUGCUGCUACUUUUGUUGCUUGGGCGUUUGUUGGUGUGACGCAUAUACGAUUGCGACGGGCGUGGACAAGGCAGGGCCAUGGGGUGGAUGAGCUACCAUACCGUGCUUUCUUGUAUCCCUAUGGGGCUUGGUUUGUCGUGUUGCUGAAUUUGUUUCUUGUUUUCAUCUCUGGAUACGAAGUUUUCAUUGGAGGUUUUGCUGCUGUUGAUUUUGUGUUUUCGUAUGUGGUCAUUGCGAUAUUUACGGUGUUGUAUUUUGGUUGGAAGUUUGUUAAGGGGACAAAGAUUGUUCCCUUAGCUGAAGCAGACUUGGUAACUGGUAGACGGGAUUAUUUGGCACAGGUGGAGGAUGAUGGCUCUUCUAGAGAGAAAAAGAAUGUGCCAUGGUAUAUUGUGGUUAAGCGAUUUAUUUUCAGCUGA
This is a messenger RNA of Hypoxylon trugodes, 1638 nucleotides long. Its product is annotated as amino acid permease/ SLC12A domain-containing protein. Gene Ontology annotation, biological process: amino acid transmembrane transport. Gene Ontology annotation, molecular function: amino acid transmembrane transporter activity. The record is from RefSeq and is a predicted model, not a curated record. The transcript has 2 exons. Bases 1 to 1638 code for a protein of 545 amino acids. Lineage: Eukaryota; Fungi; Ascomycota; Sordariomycetes; Xylariales; Hypoxylaceae. Gene Ontology annotation, cellular component: membrane.